Messenger RNA from Opisthorchis viverrini, 2749 nucleotides. RefSeq lists its product as hypothetical. The transcript is spliced from 4 exons. Gene Ontology annotation, molecular function: transmembrane signaling receptor activity. Gene Ontology annotation, biological process: signal transduction. The record is from RefSeq and is a predicted model, not a curated record. The coding region runs from base 219 to 2453 and encodes 744 amino acids. Lineage: Eukaryota; Metazoa; Platyhelminthes; Trematoda; Opisthorchiida; Opisthorchiidae.
CGGAGAUGUGUAGUGUCGCCGCGCACUCACUAAGUUAAUGUACUUCUCAAACAUCUGGUCCUUCACUCUCCAGCAGACCAUUUUCAUGUUUGUUGUGAGGACGAGUUUUUCGGCUGCUGUGCCCGACGAACGAAUAUUUGACCUGUCCACAUCUUUACUUCGAGACCAUCGAUUUUUACAGUUACAUCCGGUGUCCUGAAUAUACACUACAUGCUAUUAUGGACGGCAUGAGGGAAGAGGAGCCAGCCAUCAGUCAUGAAGUUGCCGCAUUCUACAACGAAAUUCGCGGUCUCGUCGUCGUUUUCCUUUUCUUCGUCACUCUCUUUUCAAUCGCACACAUGACUCUGCAGUAUUUCAUUGCCAAACCAGACGCAGAAAUGAAAUAUGAACGAACCGAUCGAACAGUCCAUCAACUCGUGCUUGGAGUUUGCACAUUUACACUGACAAUAUCGUUGACCGGUUAUAGUCUAUUGCCCUGUUCCAUUGUAAUCAACGAGGUGCUGCUCAGUUUCAAUCAGUCCUACUACGUUCAGUGGCUAGAUACUGGUUUGGUGAAAGACUUGACGUUGGUUGUAAAUAUGGGUACCAAGAUGGUAUGUAUCCUGCUUCCGUUCUCCUAUUUCCUACUUAUCGCCCAAGGUUUUCGGGGUACCACGAACGCAUUUGCAUCCCGUCUUGUUGAAGCUGUGUGUUUACUUGUGUUCUCCUACAUCCUAGUUUUGGGAACAGUCUGGUCUGCAGGUUUGUUCCUUUCUUCACUGCACGCAGUUCUUCUGGGACACUCAAAACUGUUUUCCCGUGUGCCAUUCUUCUCAGUCCAUCCGGUAACAUUUAUUCAACGUUCACUGCACACCCACACGUGGUCCGAGUUUUUGACUUCUUUUAUGUUUCAAAUACUUGUACGUUUACUGGAGUCUGUACAGUUGGUGUCAUCUCUUCUGGGGUUGGGAUUGCUUUUCGCGUGCACCCCGUUUGGUCUCCUUAGCGUUGGCUAUCAUUUAUUGACACUUUCCAUUACGAAGCUUCCCGAUGUGCGAAUUACAGCUCCAUUGUUAGACGACCAAUUACGGGAAAUGCAACUUGAUGCCAUGUGUUUAAAGGACGCAAGGCAGACGGCGACAAUUCUACUGUCUAACUCGCCAGUCAAUUGGUACGAUCGACUGGCGUUGCUCACCUACAGAGAGGUCCCUCCAUCAACUCUGGAAGACCCUAACAGCUUGAUCGACUUUUUAGACUCUCAGCUACUUCCUCUUCAUUUAAAAAUCCUUCAAAUGAAGCGUCACAUGUCUUCCGAGCUUACACGAUUAAUUCAAUGCCUUGUUCGUCCGAUGGCACCUUGUGUUAUCUUGUGCAUGAUUGUAGUCUUACUAUAUCUCAUGCAAUCUUUUGUGAUAUUCAACAUAUUGGAGCUGAUACGUAAUCUGUUUGGUACAAUCAUCCAUUCGGUUUCACAAAUCUCUACUGAGCCGGACCCCGCCGAGCCACUCGACAUGUGUGCUGCCAGUUCGACGUUUGCAUUAGGACGAAAAUCCGCGUCCGUUUUGGGCUACUUUGGGGCCUUCCUCCAGAUUUGCGUCAUUCAUUUCCUCCUGUUUGUCAGCCUUUGGGGAUUCUAUGCUACACCAGCUGCCCGAUUUCUUCGACCAAAACCACAUUCUCUAAGUUUGGAGGCGAUUUUGGGCAAUGUGGUCUUGCUCCUCCUGUUCAGUUCAGCGUUACCUCUGCAAUCCAAUCUGUUAGGGCUUACUACACUGACUCUGCCUAAUUCACUGAAGGCAAACUACCGCCCCUUUGCGGCUGUUUACUCGGAUUACUGUCCUCGGUCUGAUGCCUACCAGACUAGCCUAAGCCUAGCAGCCCAAACUUUCGAGAGGGAUUCGCUAUCGGGAACAAGUUCCCAGUUUUGCGAGGCGCAUCCUCUUUCAUGUCCAUCUCCGUCUUCCUUCGACACGGAUUCACCUCGCGGGGAGGAAAAUCCAUCUGGUGCACAACCCGAAGACUCGUCCCAAGGCUUAUCUUUUUGGCGUGCUCUCCUCCCUAUCACUUUUUAUCCUUCCUCCUCCCACAUCGACCUCAUCAACGAUGCACUUCCCCCAUCACACAGCGCCCCUCGUACUGGUCAAGCGUACGACUCUGGUUCGAGCGUAAAAGUCGAGAAGUCUCUUUGGACUCAGUUCGUCUCACGAGCGUUUGGCGUAUCCGAACCAUCUACUACCAGCUACGGCUUGAUAUUGGUGAUGUUACUUUACAACCUGUGUUUUCUGAUAACUUCCGUUUGGGUAGCUGGACGACGUUUGGGUGACGCCGCUUUAUCCUUCAGCUUGGAAAUGGUCACCACUUUUCGGUAUCUCCAUACACAUAUCCCCAUACAACAAAGUGGUCGCAGCUCCACGUCCUUCUACGAGGAGCUUCCGUUACCAGUUACGAACUUACCAUCCGAACAAAAAACGUAGUCCAUCCUUCAUUCAGCAGUCAGUCAGUCAUCCAGGAUUAGGAGAUUCAUCUUACUGGUUUUCAUCAUUCUGGAACUGCCACUACCACUUCUUUCAGUGGGGAUGCAUUUCUCCACCCACUCUGUUUCGAAGGCAAAAAGAGGAAUAAUUUCCCCAUUCGCUGUACAUGUUUCUACCUUAUUUUUUCAUCUCAGGCCUACCCUCUCUGUUUCGGGAAACCCAUUUUUAUUUAGUAGCUCCUAAAUAUCUGGAUUCGUUCAAUCUCUCCUACGUGUCACCUUAUACGCUGCUAUGCA